Molecule: messenger RNA, 1113 nt
Organism: Pocillopora damicornis (cauliflower coral)
Lineage: Eukaryota; Metazoa; Cnidaria; Anthozoa; Scleractinia; Pocilloporidae
Product: beta-mannanase/endoglucanase A-like
Source: RefSeq, a predicted model, not a curated record
UGCUAUUAUAAUUAUCACUUCGUUUAUCAUCAUAAGGAUAAUUGGUAUCUUUGUUUUCAUCUUCAUCAUCAUGUAGAAUGCCCAAAUAUAACUUUUAAAAACUCUUGGUACAUAAUUUCGGUGGAUGGAGAGCCCUGGUACUGGAGCAGAGACACUUGCUCAAGUCUAGGCGGGGACCUAGUUUCCAUUGAAACCCAAGAAGAAUGGAAUUUGAUUAAUGACGAAAUUCAAAGGCGAAACACUACGAACUAUGAAAAUAAAUGGAGAAUUGGUUUAAAAAAAAGGGCUAGGAAUUGGACCUGGGUGAGUGGAAGACCGCUGACUAUUUCCAAGUGGGGACAAGGGGAGCCAAGUGGUGAACAAUACGUGGCUUUCAUGUACAAGAGGUUCCGUAAUGGUGAACGGGGCGUGUUUGGAACUUAUAAUAAUGAAAGUUGGAAAAAACAGCACGCUUAUAUUUGUGAGAUCCCUAAGGAAGAAUCAUUAACAGUAUCAUCACCAACAUGGACAGCAUCACCAACCUACACAGCAUCACCAACCUACACAGCAUCACCAACAUGGACAGCAUCACCAACAUGGACAGCAUCACCAAUAUACACAGCAUCACCAACAUACACAGCAUCACCAACCUACACAGGAUUACCAACAUGGACAGUAUCGACAACAAUGACAGUUUUACCAACACCGACUUCAUUAUCAUCAUCAACAACUGAAGGUAAGACGCAGGACCUUGUUGCAGUCAUUUCUGGCGGAGCUGAGGUGAUUCGAGGACUCAAAGAAAACAUCACAUUGGAUGGCUCACUCUCAUAUGACCCUGAGGCUGCACAUGGUGACCAAUCGGGAAUGAACUUUACAUGGCAUUAUGGUGAGAUUACCAGGAAUUACUCCUCCAUGCAGGGAAGGAAGAGAGACUUCUUUAUUGCGGUAAACGAGUCAGCUUUUCAAUAUAAUAGAAGAGCAUCUGGCGUGCGAGUUUACUUGAAUACAGAGGCUAUUUCUCACAGUGAUAUCUACAUAGCUAGACUGGUUGUGACCAAAGACUAUCGCAAUGCUAGCGCUUAUCAAGUCAUCCAUUUCUCGAAUGGAGAUCCCCCUAAAAUAUAUCAAAGUUGA